Meloidogyne enterolobii is the source of this 263-nucleotide messenger RNA. The record is from the annotation of a GenBank genome assembly. NCBI's taxonomy places the organism in Eukaryota, Metazoa, Nematoda, Chromadorea, Rhabditida, Meloidogynidae.
CGCCAAAACGCAAAACGCCAAACGCCAUGACGCACAGCCCUGAUCUACACCAAAAUCAUUUGGUUAAUUAUCAAUGUAUUAAUGGUCAAAAAGUCCCUCAUAUUUUUGUUGGUUCUGUGCCAAAUAAUAGAUUUACUUUAAUUAAAUUUCGAAAAAAUGAAGAAAAUAAUAAAAAUGCUCAAAUAUUUCUUUUACGAUCAAACUCUAACUCUACAAUAAAAAUUAUUGAAAAAAUUAAUUUUGAAUGGCCAGAUUGUUUUUAA